CAAGCGCAUGGUCACUCACUCACACACAGCCUCACAGCAACCAGAACAAUCCAGCAAACUCAUCGCACGAGCAUCAGCAGCAGCCGGGGGGGAGGAGAAGAGAGAGGCGGGCAGAGGGGCCGGCCGGCGAGAAGCGAGAUGGCGCAGGAGAGCCUGAGGCUGGUGUGCCCGCCGGUGUCGGCGCACGAGGGGCGGCUGCCGCGGCAGUACACGCUGGAGGGGCAGGGCGCGAAGAAGGACAUCUCGCCGCCGCUGGAGUGGUACGGGGUGCCCGACGGCACGCGGUCGCUGGCGGUGGUGGUGCAGGACGUGGACGCGGACGAGCGGGUGCCCUGGACGCACUGGGUGGUCGUCAACAUCUCGCCCGAGGAGAAGGGCCUGCCCGAGGGCUUCUCCGGCGCCGGGGGCAACGCCAACGCCGGCGGGGGCGACGGCGGCGUCCAGGAGGGGGUCAACGACUGGAAGCAGCCCGGGUGGCGCGGCCCCGUCCCCGACUCCCACGGCCACCGCAUCCAGUUCCGUCUCUACGCGCUCGACGACCUGCUCAGCCUCGGCAACAAGGUGACAGUGGACAAGGUCAUGGAGGCCAUCGAGGGGCACGUGCUGGGGGAGGCCGAGAUCACGGCUGUGUUCUAAGGAGCUCUGUGGAUUUUGGCACUCGGCUCUGUGUGUCUGACCUUGUUACUUCUCCUUGCCAAUCGUGUGUGGUCUGUUCUGUAGCGUGCUUGUAUACGCAUGGCAACGACCAGCCUUUGUAAUUUUGAUCCAAUAAGUGAAGUAACCUCUUAUGAG
Molecule: messenger RNA, 792 nt
Organism: Triticum dicoccoides
Lineage: Eukaryota; Viridiplantae; Streptophyta; Magnoliopsida; Poales; Poaceae
Product: UPF0098 protein CPn_0877/CP_0992/CPj0877/CpB0906-like
Exons: 2
Coding region: 139-636 (165 amino acids)
Source: RefSeq, a predicted model, not a curated record